UACCUCUUCACUCCCCCCUACCCCGUCAGUUUCCCUUACUUACUUCUUCACUCCCCCCUACCCCGUCACGGUUUCCUUUACCUACCUCUUCACUCCCCCCUACCCCGUCACUGUUUCCCUUACCUACCUCUUCACUCCCCUCUACCCCAUCACUGUUUCCCUUACUUGCGUCUUCGCUCCCCCUGACCCUGUCACUGUUUCCCUCACUUGUUACCUGUGGAAGGAGAACCAGUGUGGAAAGAGACUGAUGCUUAGUGCUCAGAUUACCAGUCUCUUCCUCUGCUCUGCCAUGUUGUGUCACCCCCGCCUGCCCCCGGUCCCGUGGAUGGAGGGAUGGAGGGAUGCACAAAUAAUCACAAAGAGAAUAAAGGGGACUUUCUAGACAAAUGUCACUUAAAAUUCUAAAAAGUGACCUUUCAUAUUUAUGGUCUCAGAUUUUGAGUUGGAAUUAAAUCUAAAGCUUCCGGUUUAGUACAGGCUCCACAAAGACACUUCGCUAGUGUUCUUUUUUUUUUUUUUUAAAUUAAUUAAUUAAUUUAAUUUUUUUAUAUGAAAUUUAUUGUCAAAUUGGUUUCCAUACAACACCCAGUGCUCAUCCCAACAGGUGCCCUCCUCAAUACCCAUUACCCACCCUCCCUUCCCUCCGACCCCCCAUUAACCCUCAGUUUGUUCUCAGUUUUUAAGAGUCUCUUAUGCUUUGGCUCUCUUCCACUCUAACCUCUUUUUUUUUUUUCCUUCCCCUCCCCCAUGGUCCUCUGUUAAGUUUCUCAGGAUCCACAUAAGAGUGAAAACAUAUGGUAUCUGUCUUUCUCUGUAUGGCUUAUUUCACUUAGCCUAACACUCUCCAGUUCCAUCCACAUUACUACAAAAGGCCAUAUUUCAUUCUUUCUCAUUGCCAUGUAGUACUCCAUUGUGUAUAUAAACCACAAUUUCUUUAUCCAUUCAUCCGUUGAUGGACAUUUGGGCUCUUUCCAUAAUUUGGCUAUUGUUGAGAGUGCUGCUAUAAACAUUGGGGUACAAGCACCCCUAUGCAUCAGUACUCCUAUAUCCCUUGGGUAAAUUCCUAGCAGUGCUACUGCUAGGUAAUAGGGUAGGUCUAUUUUUAAUUUUUUGAGGAACCUCCACACUGUUUUCCAGAGCAGCUGCACCAGUUUGCAUUCCCACCAACAGUGCAAGAAGGUUCCCGUUUCUCCACAUCCUCGCCAGCAUCUAUAGUCUCCUGAUUUGUUCAUUUUGGCCACUCUGACUGGCGUGAGGUGAUAUGAGUGUGGUUUUGAUUUGUAUUUCCCUGAUGAGGAGCGACGUUGAGCGUCUUCUCAUGUGCCUGUUGGCCAUCUGGAUGUCCUCUUUAGAGAAGUGUCUAUUCAUGUCUUCUGCCCAUUUCUUCACUGGAUUAUUUGUUUUUUGGGUGUGGAGUUUGGUGAGCUCUUUAUAGGUUUUGGAUACUAGCCCUUUGUCCGAUAUGUCAUUUGCAAAUAUCUUUUCCCAUUCCAUGGGUUGCCUUUUAGUUUUGUUGAUUGUUUCCUUUGCUGUGCAGAAUUUUGCUAGUGUUCUGUGAGAGAAUAACAUUUAUCCCUUUAUGAAGAUGGUUUGUUUCUAUUUAAGUUUUCUAACGGUAUUUUGUGUAUCUGCUAUCACAAAAAAAGUGUGAAAUAUGUAUCUUUGAUGUUUUUGGCAUUUACAAUGUGAUGUAACUGAAACUGUCCCUCGGAUUUAUAGAAUGUAUUUUGAGGUACCUUUUUCAGUAUGCCCGAUUAGGCAUUUCAGAAAUUGAUUGAUCCAGUAUUGUACCUUUUUUUUUUUUUCAGUUGGCUUAAUACCUUCUUUCAAAUUUUUGAAUGUAUAAAUGUGAGUUGCAAUAGGUACAAAGUGAACGUGGUUUUUAAGAAGUUUUAAAAUAUGUUUUGGAUUUCUAGUCAGAUGUUUGUAUCACAUUCCUUUUAUAAAUUUUAAUAUUAAAAAACUGCUGGGGUGCCUGGGUGGCUCAGUCAGUUAAACAGUUAAACAUCUGACUUCGGCUCAGGUCAUGAUCUCCUGGUUUGUGAGUUCGAACCCUGCGUAGGGCCUGCUUCGGAUUCUGUGUCUCUCUGUCUCUGCCACUCCCCCACUUGUGCUCUGUCUCUCUCUCAAAAAUGAAUACAAUAAAAAUAUUUAGGGGCGCCAGGGUGGCUCAGUCGGUUGAACGUCCGACUCUGGUCCAGGUCGUGAUCUCACAGUUUGUGGGUUUGAGCCCUGCGUUGGGCUCUGUGCUGAAUGCUUGCUCGGAGCCUGGAGCCUCCUUCAGAUUCUGUGUCUCCUUCUCUCUCUGCCCCUCCCCUGCUUGUGCUCUGUCUCAUUCUCUCAAAAAUAAAUGUAAAAAAAAUUUUUUUUAAAUACUUAAAAAAUGAAAAAAAACUGCUUCCUUUGUAUAUUGAUAUCCUUUUGACUUUGGCAAAGAAAUUAUAGGAAUCAUAUAAAAAUGUAUCUUGGAUGGGGCGCCUGGGUGGCUUGGUCGGUUAAGUGUCUGACUUCGGCUCAGGUCAUGAUCUCACGGUCCGUGAGUUUGAGCCCCGUGUCGGGCUCUGUGCGGACAGCUCAGAGCCUGGAGCCUGCUUCCGAUUCUGUGUCUCCCUCUCUCUCUGACCCUCCCCUGUUCAUGCUCUGUUUCUCUCUGUCUCAAAAAUAAAUAAACGUUAAAAAAUAUUUUAAAAAAAAUGUAUUUUGGUUAAUCUGUCAGCAAGAAGGAGCAAUAAUGUGAUCUUUAAUGGCUGUCAUUGUGAUUUCUUUUUAUAAUUGGUAAAAUAUGACACAGAAAAGAAUUAUAACCUGUAAUUCAUUGGUGACCUACCCUGAUUAUGUGAUUUAUCAGAGAAGCUACAAUUUUUUGACAAAAAGUUUAUGAAAUUUAAAAUUCAGGAUUCAAUAAAUAGCCAACAUUUAUGAAGGAUCUUUGAUUUUUUUUUUUUGAAGGUGGGUAUAGGGAGAUGAAUCAAAUAUGAUAGCGUAUUACAAAUUGUAGAAAACUGCUGCGUGCAAAAACGAGGCUUAAUUCCAUGGAUGAGUAUGUUAUUCUCUAUAGUUACAUACUCCUAUGGUUGCUUUUAAGUAUGCCACACUUUCUAAUUAUUGUGGCUUUGUGAUUUUAAAGACAUGAGAAACCAGUAAGUACCAGAAGGCUCUUGCCAACAACACUUCUGCUAUGGGAUAUCCAUUCUCCUUUAAAAAAUUUUUAUUCCUUAUUUUGCCCCAUUGCAUUUUAGUUAAUAGUGCCUGACAGGAUCCUAAGUGUUAAUGUAGCCAGUUUAGAACUUGGAUUCCUUCAGAGCAGAUUUGUCCAGUAUGGUUUAAAUACUCUUGACUAGCAGCUGACCAACUCUUAAGUAACUGCUUUAAAAAUGUACACAUCUGUCCACAUAUACCCUGUGAACAGUAGAACUCCUGAGUAGAAUCUGGCUUUAAUAACCUCAUUAAAUUAAAUACCCUGUGUGUGUGUGUGUGUGUGUGUGUGUGUGUGUGUGUGUGUGUGUUUUAAGGUUUUGUUCUUCUUGGGAAAAGUCCAUUUUUGUUACUUUCAGAAACAUUUUCGUAGAUUAGGUCCUGCAGCUUUAGAAUUAAGUUAAAUUUUUCUUAUCCUAAAUGAGAAUCCAAAGUGUUCAAAUUCCUUCAUUGUAAACGUGAGUCUUCAACUCCUCACUUGGCUUUUACAUCAUAAAUGUUAUUGAUAUCACUGCAUCUUUAAGAACGUUUUCUGAGUUGUUGCACGCAUGCCCUCUUAAGAAUUAAAGAUGGAUCAAGGAAAGUGAUGUUAUUGAACAUAAAACUUUCAUAUGUUUCUUUUUUCCACGUGUGAAAUGAGUCCCCGUUUCUUUCUGCAGAUUUUCUUUCACGUGCUCUCUUUCUAACACACUCUUGUCUCAUCCUUUCUGCCCCCUUUCCUCCCAUUUGUUCUGUUCUGCUCUGCUUGGCUUUACAUUUAGGCUGUUGCAGUUCUAAACCUUCUUAGCCAAGCCUUUAUCUUCCUGCCUUGGUCUCUGUUCUUCCGUCAGAUGCUGGCCUUCCCACCUCCUGGCCUGCAUCAGCUCUCCUUUAUUAUUGGAUUCUUUGUCUUUCUUUUUUGGAUAGUGUUCUGCAUUCCUCUGUUUGUUGUUUCUUGGUACUUUAGAAAAAAUACUUAAAUUCCUUUACUCUGCUUCCCAGAGUGUGUAAUGAGAAGAAGAAAUAGAAACAACUCUUGAAGGACAGGUAUACAAGGCUCUUUAAAAAAGAAUAUGGUAGUGCAGCUGACACUAUUUUAAAAAGCGUUCCCAGUUCAGAGUAGUUAGAUAGAAGGAAUAAAUAUUGCGAUGGCUAUAGGGAAGAUGUUGCCUGACUUUAACAAAAAAAAUCUGUUUUUAACUUAAAGAGGUUGUAGGCAGUAUUUGUAUAGCCAAAAUAUCCUUAGAAAAUGUUAGAAAUAUUUUUAUAGUUAAGACGAUUAUUGUAAAGUUAUAUUAUUUGUAUUUAUCUUUAUGGUCUUUGGUAUUUUAUGGUAAACCAGCUUCAUCUAUUUGUCUCCGAAUACUUUAUGAAAAAGGCCUAUCAAAUAUAAGUAAAUAAAAGUCAAAAAAUUUCUUCUUUUCAAGUAGCUAGAAGUCCUCUCUUACCCGCUGCCCACUUCUCAAAUUCCUUUUUACACAAUUUGUUAGCAGUGUUUUAUUGAUAGACUUUUUUCUUCUCAUUUACAUUCAAGUAAUGCCAUCUAUUUGUAGUGAAAUUCUGUGAAUAACUUAUUUGUUAAUCUUUAAAGUUCUAGAAUAUGCCUGCGAUAGGUUUAGAAUUAAUAUAAAGUCAUUACUGAGCAAAGGAGUGAAAAAAAUUCUCUGUUUUUAUAAUAAAAUGAAAUUUGGAACUUCUUCAUUUUCUCUAUUUUUUUUGUUGUUAUUUUCAUUUUUUUUGUGGCCCUGGGGAUGUGGGGAGAAUGCUGUUUAGUUUUUUGCUAACUUAAGUACUUUUGGAUUCCUAGGUUUAGUUUGUUUUUCCAUUAAUGGAAUUUAUAUAAGUACGAGAUACUUUUAAAUCAAAGUUGAAGGUACUUAGUACUGCUUUUUUAUCCCCCCUGAAACUUUCUCUGUUCAUUUAUGUCCAUUAUAACCUUUUAGGGGACUAUAUGGAAAUAAAAGCUUGGGGAUAGUAGGUGGUAUAAUUGAAAUGUAGACCAUAAUCUGUUCUUUGUUUGUUUUACCAAAUUAGUUAGGGAUUCUGAGGAUACAUUUUGAAUAUUUGUGUAUGUUUAGCGUUUUGUUCCUUUGUGAGAAAUCUCUCAGUGUGACUUGUUUUUAGUAGGAUGUGUCUUGAAUUGUGGGCCGGUCACUCUUGAAAAGUGUUAAGCCCUUUAAGCACACUGGUCAGACUCCGAGAGGGAAGCCUACAGGUUUAUCAGCACUCCUUAGCCUGACAGCACAGCAUACCCUUCUACGUUGCACAGCAACAGCCUCCUAGCAACCAUAAUAGACUGAAUUUCUAAGAGUGACCAGGCCGGAUGUAAUAAUAAAGCGAGAGGUGCAAACAGUUGUCAUGGUUUUCUUUUCACAGUGAGCUAGUCCGAUUCAGGGAAGCCUACCCUUUCAAACCUGGGCAAACUUCAUAUAAAACCGCUACCGUUUGUGCCCAGGCCUUCUGACACUAAAGGAGUAAGACUGCUACCAAAUUCAGAACGAUACUGGUUAAAGAAACAGGAUGCUCAAAAUAAAAAGAGGAAAGGAUUAUCACGUAACGAAGUUUCCAGGGAAUUAUGUUCUCGAAGACGCUUUAACCAUAAACUUAAAAUGGAGCUGUGGUAAAACAGCUACAACGAAUAUGCUUUUUAAAAAUCAGAAUCAGAGUUGUGUUUUCUGUCUUUGAGAUCUGCUGUAUUAAUUUUUGUAGCCAGCUCUCGGAGUUUUGUUUGUAGUUUAAGUGCAUGUGCACAUAAACCUGAUGCUCGUGAGAACUGAAAAUUUACCUUAUAAAGACGCCAUUUGAACUAUACAUAAACAGUGUUUUUUGAAAUUGUGAAUUAAUAGCUGACGGAGCAGAGGAUUUACCGAAGAAGAAUGAAGUGGCAACAUGUACAGUCCCCCACAAUGACGGGAAAAGUGUCUGUGAUAUUCCUGAAGGCGUAAUACUGUGCUAUAACUUUGUCAGCAUUUCUCCUGUGUAUUCUUGAGUGUGCGUUUGCUUAUGUAGCCAUGAAAAAGAGAUUAAUUCAGAUGCGUUCAUAGCCUGGAACAGGAUGCCUCCAUCAAAAGAAACAGAUCCUCAUGGGGCCACACAGCCUUUGACAGCAAGAAGCUGUAAAUAUACACACACGCUAAUACCCUUGAUUUGUUCACCUUUUGUGGCAGCGUUUGGAAAAGAUUGUUAAAGUGGCAGUUAGAGUAAAGACUGGCAAUUACAGUAAAGAGCAGAAAUUAGGUAUUUGUGACCUAUUAUAUUUCAUUAAAAGACUUCCUUAUUAAAAUGGCACCGCUUACUCUCAUUACUUGACAGCUGCCCUAAACAGAUGAGAAAAUACACAGCUUCAGCUAAAGGUAGAAUCAACCUCUUAAGCGAGCGCAUGGCGUGGAACCAAGCACGUCGUACACAAACUAUUUCUUUUUUAAACAGUAAAUUUGCUUUAGGUAGAGAUGUUUAUCAGUGGUUGAGUGUGGCGUGCUCUUUUGCAUUUCUAUAAUAGUUUACCCGCAUUGGCAUUUUCCCAUCAGGAUAUUUUAAUGCCCCCACCUGACGUCGCACUAGCUUCCCAGUAGAGAGGAUCUUCUUGUGAGGCAUCAGAGAUCCAGGGAUCAGCUUGGAGGCUUUUUUCUGCUAACCGAUGAAUUAUUAUUCCAAUCCAGUGUAAAUACUACCUUUAGCAGGCAGAACCAAACUUUUGGAAGUUUUAGCACACGAUUAUUAAUUUCUGAAAUGCUACAAAAACUUUUUUAGUUUAUGUUUAUUUUUGAGAGAGAGAGAGAGAGAGAGAGAGAGCGAGCACGAGUGGGGAGGGGCAGAGAGAGAGGGAGGCAGAAUCCGAAGCAGGCUCCAGGCUCCGAGCUGUCAGUACAGAGCCCAACAUGGGGUUGGAACCCACGAACUGUGAGAUCGUGACCUGAGCCGAAGUUGGACGCUUACGCAGCUUGAGCCACCCAGGCGCCCCUAAUUUCUGAAAUAGUUUUAAUAUUUUUACCCCUUAGUAAGCCAGUAGAGUCCCAGUGAGUUUCACACUAGAAUUUAGGCAUUACUUUCACAAGAUGGAAUUGUUUGUUUUUCUAGAGAAAACAAUCACCAUGUGGCCGUGGUUACCUUCCAUGAUAUUUCUGAAGUUUUACUGCCACUUGACAUUGUGGCAUCCGUAUUUUGCAUAGCGACCGCAUAGCACUUUCUAGAACCGUCCUCUCAGUGAUUCUGAAUUGUAGUUGAGCCUGCUACACCAUCUGACCAUUUGUAACUGUGCCCCUGUCUUUUGCAUGGUGAAGCCUGCUGAUGCACUGUAGUUCCGUCUCUUGAGUGUGAGCUCACAGCUCACUCUUGAGGACACAAACACAGGUUCGUUGUGAAGCUGGCUUGUGGGAAGAUCACCUGCCCCAGCUAAUCUUGAAUAUGGAAGUUUGUGAGGACCGUCACAAUAUUAGGAGAAGGCUGUCGGAGUGCUUGCACGGAACUGUAAAAUUUCCACAAAGACCCAAACUGUACCACGUGAGACAAUCACAUGCCUAUUCUACACACACAUAUAUCCAUGACUCCUUGCGUCCCUACCUUACAAAAUGUAAAUACCUGAUGCGUAUCGUGUGAGGACCGUCAGCUUGCAAAAUUGUUAGGCAGAGGCGUGAGUCCUAGUCUUUUGGGUAGAAGAGACCUGAGUUCAAGUUCCCGUUUAGUCAUUUGAUAGGUAAUUAUCCUUAAACUUAUCCCUUCACUACUUUGAUCUCAUAUUUUUUAAUGUAAGUAUGGAGAUAUUGCCUAUUCAGUUGGGUUGUAAUGAAAAAGCGGAAGACAAAAUGAGCUAAGUUAGCACGACAAUCUGGAAUUUGCAAUCCCAGUGUGGAUGGUCAGUAGCUCAGUCUCUGGUAGGGUAGGAGGAAGGUUUUGCAGAAGAGGGUGGCUGCUGAAAAUAGUAACAUGGAACUGGAUAUAAUUAGAAACAAAAUUGUUUUCAAAGAGAGCUACGAUGCGCUGUGUAUUUUGCUAAGUCAUUUCCAGUAUUGGUCAGUAGAGAGGGUUUUUUAAAACUUUUAUGGAGCGACCCCUUUUCACAGAGUCAGAUCUGGGGACGUGACCUUUAAAGGUGGCAAGAGCAGCAACUGAUAGGAACAGUAUGUCCGUCCGGACAGAUGAAAUACUUAUUCCCCGCACAAAAGGUAGAAUUUAAAGAAUAGAGCACGUUUCUUUAUCUUGGUAAAUAUGUACAGCGAUCGUUACAUCCUGUAAACAUUUAAGCCUCUCUUCAAGUUCUUCUUGCGUGUAAAGAACUGUAAGAGCACACACAAGUGCCCAAGCUUGUGUUAACACUUGACGUUGUUGAUCUAGGAGACCUGAAAAUGAGUAUCAGCUUCUGUUGAGAAGGCAACAGUGGAGUCCCAUAAACACCCGAUUACUCCUUUUUGGUCUAGCCCUAAAAAAUGUUCAACGUGCUCCCCAUUGAUUUAUAAAAUCGAGUUUAAGUUUUCACGUAUACUGUUGUUGCUAAAGAGACCGUAAGGCAUUUAAUAUAAUGAGAAGAUAGUAUUUUCAGAAGAAUAGAAGUGGCUUUGAAAUAUAAUGGUUUGAAGUAGCUAGUGGGAUUAAACUGGUUUAGGCAAUGGCUAUCCUAUUUCAAUUCUUUGAAGAAGGUAAUUUCAGCCUUAGCUUAAGGAGAGGAGGCGGAACAGAACGUGCUUAAUGCUUAAUGUUGCCUUGAUAUUUUAAGAGGGAGAAUACUGAGCGACUGUGAUACUUAGAGGCAGGGGAAAAUAGCACUUAAGGGUACACAGCUACAGUCUUUUUAUUUUAUUUUUUUUUAAUGUUUAUUUAUUAUCGAGAGACAGACACAGAGUGUGAGCACGGGAGGGGCCGAGAGUUGCAGAGACACAGAAUCUGAAGCAGGCUGUCGGCACGGAGCCCGAUGUGGGCUCAAACCCAUGAACCGUGAGAUCAUGACCUGAGCUGAAGUUGGACACCUAACCGACUGAGGCACCCAGGCAUCCCUACACAGCUACAGUCUUUUAGACAAAACCACCAGCUGUUACUGGUAGUUUGGUGAUUUUAAAACAAUGAAUUUUUUUUUCCUGAGCAUGAUUUAUGUGCUUAUAUUGUUUUUUGUUUUGUUUUGUUUUUUUAAGUUCUAUUUCUUUUCAGAGACAGAGCAGAGAAGGGGCAGAGAGGGGGAGAGAGAAUCCCAAGCAAGCUCCAUGCUGUCAGUGCAGAGCCUGACACAAGGCUCGAACUCAUGAUACAGGGCUCGAACUCAUGAGCCAUGAGAUCAUCUUCAGGUUUUAAAUUUCAGAGCCAAAUGAAAUACAAUUCUGUUCUGACAGAAGCCGGUUUUUUGACAUCCACGAAUAUGUAACUCUGACUUAUCUUGUACAUAAGGUACAAUUGUCCACUUGUAAAAAUGUAGAACAUAAUUGUACCUUUUAUGUUUAAUUGAAUAUUAUGUCCAGCUCAGUGAAGAUUCAUACAUUAGCUUCAUAAAUACUCUCUUUGCAUAAAAGUUUUUCUCCUACAAAUGAAGACGUUUCACUUGCUCUUUUUCAUGUUAUCUUUUUUUUCCCCUUGAUAUUCUUACUGCUUUGAGUUGUUGAAUUGGGGAGCUAUAGUAUGUGUACGUACACAUUUAUAUACAUGUGUAUGUAAAUAUACACACAUAGGUAUGGAAUAGCAUACACUUGCUUUUCAGUACAGUCUCAAGUUAGAAUUACUCAUGUGGAGAUAAUUGCUAGGUGAGAAAAACUAAACUGCAAGACUAGUCUAAACUCUCACUACUGGUAAGGUCUUUUCACAUGAACGUGUUUUAUGCAAACUGUAUACUGUACAUAAAUGCUGCUCUACAUGUGAACAGAGGACGCCUAGGGUCACCAACCCCAGGAGGUCCUUCCUCUUAAAACCAUGUGGAUGUGAGGCUGCAUUUUCUUAAUACACUCAACCCAGACAGCAGAUUGAGUAGAGAAGUCUACGUGAGAAGCCAAUCGUCUUCUUGUUUAGUUUUUUAGUUUUUUAUUUUAAUGUUUUUAUUUUUCAGAGAGAGAGAGAAAGAGAGAGUGUAAGCAGGGGAGGGGCAGAGAUGGUGGGGGGUGGGAGACGACAGAGGACCUGAAGCGGGCUCCAUGUUGACAGCAGAGAGCCUGAGGCAGGGCUCAAACUCACAAACCAUGAGAUCAUGACCUGACCUGCAGUCAGAGAGGUGCCCUGGGAAGCCAGUUGUCUUCUAUUGAGCAAGACGUUAAAAGAAAUUUAUAAAAACAGAAAACAGGGGCGCCUGGGUGGCUCAGUCGGUUGAGCGUCCGACUUCAGCUCAGGUCACGAUCUCACGGUUCGUGAGUUCGAGCCCCGCGUCAGGCUCUGGGCUGAUGGCUCGGAGCCUGGAGCCUGCUUCCGAUUCUGUGUCUCCCUCUCUCUCUGCCCCUCCCCCAUUCAUGCUCUGUCUCUCUCUGUCUCAAAAAUAAACAUUAAAAAAAAAUUAAAAAAAAAAAAAACCAGAAAACAAUGCCACUGUUCUCAUUAAUGCAUUAAUGUUUUUUUUCUUUGGGAAAAUUUAGGUAUACUUCAUAAACAUAUGUUUAUGUUAAGAUGUAAUGGUUUUAUUGUCAUUUUCAAAUUAAUACUGCUUUUCUACUUUAUUUUCUAAUAUACUGACUGGAUAGACAUAGCUGGUGACGUACCAAAGCUUGUUAUUACUAGCUGGAGAGAGUCAACAUUGCCCAUCUCCUCUUAACUCCGCAUUCCACAUUCAGAUGUUACAUUGCUAGCUUGAAAUGAGUCAUGUUGGGAGUAUUUACACUAUGGAAAUGAGCAAAAGCUACAAAUCUGGCUCUUUUGAGGGGUCGGAAGGGGGAGCUGACAGACAUUUAUCGGUGCCCCACCAGACAGAACACACAGAAACAAAAGUUCUUUGGGGGUCUCAAAAAAAAUUUAAGAUCUAAGUGGGUUCCAGGACCAAAAAAUCUGCUUACUAUAAAAGAACUGGUUUUAAUUACUUUACUUUGCAAGUUAACACCAACGUCCAUGCUAAUGUGUGAUCAAAGCAGAUUUUUAGCCGGGUGCUCUGCCUUUGGAGGCACUUUACCCGUCUCUCCUGUGCUGCCUUCCAACGAGAAUAACUCCAUGAAGCGAUUUGAAGUCUAUAAAGAGCCCUGUCCUUUGUGGUUCCCCCCAUGACGAGCACACAGCUUAGUUACCUGUGGACUGAUUCGAGACCAUCAGUACUAUGGUGACUCAGAAAAAUGGAGACAAGGUUCCGGUCUGGAAUAAUUUUAGAGAAGUCUUCCGGAAGGAGGGUAGACAUGAGAUGGAUCUUGAAGGGUGUAUGGGUGUAUUGCCGUGAGGAAGGAGUUAAGCACGUGCUAGAGGUAGAGGCAGAUUAUCUUGGUGUGAAGAAUUUCUUGGGAAAUAACGAAGCAGAUAGAGUGGAAUGGAAAAUCGGGCGAAGGAUUUGGAACUUAACCGGACAGGGCGUAACCAACCAGCGUUUACUUUUACCGUGGCUCAAACGUGAAGGUGAAAAUGGUGCUUUAGGGAGAUUAAUCUGGCAGAUGUGUGUGGAUGAGCAGGGAGUGAGUCAAGCAAGGUAAACUUCUCUUGAUCAUCUGAAAGGAAGUAGAUAGAGUGAAGAACCUGGCCUUUUAAUUCCGAAAGACGUUGGUUAGAAUCCUGCUGCUGCUCUGUGACUUUCAAUUCAUGGAUAAAAAUGUAAAACUAUGCAGAUGUAAUAGCCAGUGGGGUUGUAAGUAACACGAAGAGCGUGGACGAGUUGAGUAUCGAUUAGAUGCCAGUAUGGUGCCAGGACUUUCAGUGAGAGAUACUGUUUAUGCUCCUUUUACUGUUACCACCUCCGCACUACUGGCAUAAUAAUCCUUGUUUGAUGCGUUAUAAUGAAGAUUGGAGCUGGAGACCCAUUAUUGGAAAUGAGAUGUGGAAACAGGCCCAGCCCUAACCCUUAUGGGUAUAAGAAUACAAAUGGAAGCUCACUCAUUGUGUUUCUACAUACUUAAAUGCGGCGGAUCCGCUGUUAGGUAAAAUAUGCUCUUACCUCAUAAUUUGACCGAUACAACUUUAUAAGGUGACGGAUGACCAUUUAGAAUUCUCAGUUUUUCGGGGUGCUUGGGAGGCUCAGUCAGUUAAGCGUCUGACUUCGGCUCAGGUCAUGACCUCACGGUUCAAGAGUUUGAGCCCUGCAUCCCACUCUGUGCUGGCAGCUCGGAACUUGGAGCCUGCUUUGGAUUCUGUGUCUCCCUCCCUCGCUGCCCCUUCCCUGCUCGCACUCUGUCUCUGUCUCUCUCUGUCUCAAAGAUAAGUAAACAUUAAAAAUUAAAAAAAGAAUUCUCAGGGGUGCCUGGAUGGCUUAGUCGGUUAAGUGUUCGACUUCAGCUCAGGUCAUGAUCUCGCGGUUUGUGAGUUCGAGCCCCGUGUCGAGCUCUGUGCUGACAGCUCGGAGCCUGGAGCCUGCUUCGGAUUCUAUGUCUCUCUCUUGCUCUCUGCCCUUCCCCCACUCAUGCUCUGUCUCUAUCUCAAAAAUAAACAUUAAAAAAUUAAAAAAAGAAUUCUCAGAUUUUUUGGUUUUGUUCUAGAAUAUAGUGGCAAAGGGAGGACUGGCCUUCUGUCACCUCGUCCCUGUCCUGCAGUCUGCCUCCUCCUCCCCAUCUCCUAGGCUCUUGGCUGUAACGUGUCCACGUGCCCUAUUCCUUGCAAGCUAUGUAUUGACUACCUCUUGGGUCUGGAGAGACCAUCAUGCAGACAUCAGAGACCGGGUCGGACACAGGUUCGACAGUGACUUUACAGACAUCUGUGGCUAGUCAAGCAGCGGUACCUACCCAGGUGGUGCAGCAGGUACCGGUACAACAACAGGUACAGCAGGUCCAGACCGUACAGCAGGUACAACAUGUGUACCCAGCCCAGGUGCAGUAUGUGGAAGGAAGCGAUACUGUCUAUACCAAUGGAGCAAUCUCCAGCCCCUGGCAACCACCAUUCUACUCCCUGUUCUUCCGAACAACAACUUACCCUUACACAGAAACGCAGAUGUACAGCCAAAACACUGGAGGGAAUUACUUUGAUACUCAAGGGAGUUCUGCGCAGGUGACUACCGUGGUUUCGUCCCACAGCAUGGUGGGCACCGGUGGGAUUCAGAUGGGCGUCACCGGAGGACAACUCAUCAGCAGCUCUGGAGGAACCUAUCUUAUCGGCAAUUCUAUGGAGAACUCUGGUCACUCAGUGACACACACUACUCGGGCCUCCCCAGCGACAAUUGAAAUGGCGAUUGAGACGCUGCAAAAGUCUGACGGUCUGUCCACUCACAGAAGCUCUCUUCUCAACAGCCAUCUCCAGUGGCUGUUGGACAAUUACGAGACCGCAGAAGGAGUGAGCCUUCCUAGAAGCACGCUGUAUAACCACUACCUACGACAUUGUCAGGAACACAAACUGGACCCAGUCAAUGCUGCUUCUUUUGGAAAACUAAUAAGGUCAAUUUUUAUGGGGCUCCGAACCAGGAGAUUGGGAACUAGAGGAAACUCCAAGUACCAUUACUAUGGGAUCCGUGUCAAGCCAGAUUCCCCUCUUAAUCGUCUGCAAGAAGACAUGCAGUAUAUGGCUAUGAGACAGCAACCCAUGCAACAGAAACAAAGGUACAAGCCUAUGCAGAAAGUGGAUGGGGUUGCAGAUGGUUUCACAGGAAGUGGUCAACAGACAGGCACAUCUGUUGAGCAAACUGUAAUUGCCCAAAGUCAACAUCAUCAACAGUUUUUAGAUGCAUCUCGAGCACUUCCAGAGUUUGGAGAAGUUGAAAUCUCUUCUCUGCCAGAUGGUACUACCUUUGAGGAUAUCAAGUCACUGCAGAGUCUUUAUCGAGAGCACUGUGAGGCAAUAUUGGACGUUGUCGUGAAUCUUCAGUUUAGCCUGAUAGAAAAACUGUGGCAAACGUUCUGGCGCUAUUCUCCCUCUACUCCAACCGACGGCACUACCAUCACCGAAUCAAGCAAUCUGAGUGAAAUAGAAAGUCGACUUCCGAAAGCAAAGCUGAUAACUCUGUGCAAACAUGAGUCUAUCCUGAAAUGGAUGUGUAACUGUGACCAUGGGAUGUACCAGGCUUUGGUGGAGAUUCUCAUCCCCGACGUGCUUAGACCUAUUCCUAGUGCCUUGACCCAAGCCAUUCGAAAUUUUGCAAAAAGCCUUGAAGGUUGGCUUUCCAAUGCCAUGAACAAUAUCCCACAGAGAAUGAUACAAACCAAGGUUGCCGCUGUAAGUGCCUUUGCCCAGACUCUGCGAAGAUACACGUCGCUCAAUCACCUGGCCCAGGCAGCUCGCGCAGUGCUUCAGAACACUUCUCAGAUCAACCAGAUGCUCAAUGACCUCAACCGCGUUGACUUUGCCAAUGUCCAGGAGCAGGCCUCCUGGGUGUGCCAGUGUGACGACAGCAUGGUUCAGAGACUGGAGACGGACUUCAAGAUGACCCUCCAGCAGCAGAGCACCCUGGAGCAGUGGGCCGCGUGGCUGGACAACGUGAUGAUGCAGGCGCUGAAGCCCUACGAGGGGAGGCCCAGUUUCCCUAAAGCUGCCAGGCAGUUCCUGCUAAAAUGGUCUUUCUACAGCUCAAUGGUUAUUCGGGACUUAACCUUACGCAGUGCUGCUAGCUUUGGCUCCUUCCACCUGAUCCGUCUCCUCUACGACGAGUACAUGUUCUACUUAGUAGAGCAUCGUGUUGCUCAGGCAACAGGAGAAACACCCAUUGCAGUCAUGGGCGAGUUUGGUGAUUUAAAUGCUGUAUCUCCUGGAAAUCUGGAUAAAGAUGAAGGCAGCGAAGUGGAAAGCGAAAUGGACGAAGAACUGGACGACUCUUCGGAGCCGCAAGCCAAAAGGGAGAAAACCGAGCUGAACCAGGCGUUUCAAGUGGGUUGUAUGCAGCCCGUUCUCGAGAGCGGCGUGCAGCCCAGUCUCCUGAAUCCAAUUCACAGCGAGCACAUCGUCACAAGUAGUCAGACUAUCAGACAGUGCAGCGCCACAGGAAACACCUACACUGCGGUCUAAAGAAUAUUAAAGCGUAUUUUUCCAGCUAACAUUACCCCUGUUGAUAUAUUGGGCUUAAGGUGAAAUUUUAAUAAGCCUGAAGGUCGACUGUUGUCAAAUUCUAUCUGUGCUGAACAUUACCUUUUUGGAGUUGUGAAAUGGAAUGGAUGUAUGUAUUUUGCCAGGUGUUUUUUUUAUUGUUGUUGUUCUUGUUUUUUUUAACGUAAAAAAAAAAAUCAUUUGCCUCUUAAUAAUAAGUUGUUCUUUUUUUUUCCUUUAGUUUCAGGUGUCAAGAAGGAUUUUUACCACACUUAAUGCCAAUGUGUUCGUUUUCUUAUAAUUAAAAAGUAAUUUACAUUUUUUUGUAGCUUAAAAUAUUUGAUUGUUGAUUGUUAGUCUUGGUGUAUGAUUUCAUGUGUGAGUUUUUAAUUAGAUGCACUUCUGUGAAAUAUCAAAAGAAAUGAAUUCCUUUGAUUUACACUGGAGGCAUGCCCAUUUGGCAGCAGAUGCAUUGAAUUUGCUUUUGAAAGGUGCUUUUCAUUGGACGGAACCACAAGACACGAUUUCGGUAACUCUUUGGUACGGAGAGAGAAUACAGAGCAUUUUUAUCAUGGCGCUAGAGGGUUGGGAAGGUCAUCUGGUUUUCUCCGGAGAAAAAAAAACGGAGCUAGUGCAUUUAUCUGUUCAGAGUAAAUGACAGACCUGCAAGAGAUUAUGCUAAUAUGUACAUAAUUUGUGUACAUAAUUAUUAAACCCUAUUAACGCAAGCUUCCGUUAAACAUUGCAUUUUAACCGUUAUUUGCAUACCGAUUCCUCUGUUUAAAGACUACUGAUUCUGUAUUUGGGACCACUGCACAGACGCAUUCUGCUGUUGAGCGGGGCUGUUAUAGUUAGAUACUGAAGCCGAAAAAAAAAUGACUUGACUUUUUUUGUGUUUCGUUUUGUUUCGUUUUGUUUUUAAGUGUACAUGCUACUUAUGCUGAACUGGACAUACAGGAAACCAUUCCAUUUGGAUGACUUUCUUUUAUUCCAGGUCUUUUUCCUAAUAGUAGUUCCCUCUGCUGCUAUUAUAAAAGAAAAUUUAUAGAACGCAAGGAAUGUAGCAACCUGCAUAUCGUUAUUUCCUUCAAAACUAUUUCCUGGUUUCUAAAGUGUGUGGAUUUUAAAUUGUAAACACAACCUGAGGGCAGUAUAGCUGGCUCACCACACUGUUGCUUUAUCCCCAUUUCUGUAGGAUUUGGAUAGGUGGCUGGAUGGACCAGUGCCAUUGAAGAAUGUACAUCAGGGAUCAUCGUACCUCGGCUAUUACAUGGUGCCUUAAAACAGAACUGAAGUUAAGGUUUUAGUAAGGCUUAUUUUGUUCAUGUGAAUUCCUCCGCAAUCCAUUUGACAAGGUGUGCCUGUCCCUUUCCGAUUCCCGAAGUGAGGACAGGUUACACGCUCUGCAAAGGAAAUGUAGGGCGAACAAAGCAAAGCAAAAAGACGAAAACUCAAUUCCCCUCUUGGAGUGACCGCGGACGUACUUUUUGUUCGUAGAGCUGACUAUGACUCGAUUACCCAUCAGAUUGCUUAAGGGCGUGGAACAGCGGACUAGUUUUUAAUUACCAACUUGUCACGUACCAUCACAUGUGUUUCAGACCGUCUGUAUCUAGUUCUC
Molecule: messenger RNA, 16825 nt
Organism: Panthera uncia (snow leopard)
Lineage: Eukaryota; Metazoa; Chordata; Mammalia; Carnivora; Felidae
Gene: RFX3
Product: regulatory factor X3
Exons: 18
Coding region: 12901-15189 (762 amino acids)
Biological process (GO): regulation of transcription by RNA polymerase II
Cellular component (GO): nucleus
Molecular function (GO): DNA-binding transcription factor activity, RNA polymerase II-specific; RNA polymerase II cis-regulatory region sequence-specific DNA binding
Source: RefSeq, a predicted model, not a curated record